Molecule: messenger RNA, 2377 nt
Organism: Lotus japonicus
Lineage: Eukaryota; Viridiplantae; Streptophyta; Magnoliopsida; Fabales; Fabaceae
Exons: 10
Coding region: 316-2028 (570 amino acids)
Cellular component (GO): cytoplasm
Source: RefSeq, a predicted model, not a curated record
GCCAACCUCUUUCAUCAUCUUCUUCAGCCGCACACACUGUUGAACCCAGUUUCCCUCCUUCCUUCUUCAGUUCGCCGGCCGCCGCCGUCACGCCGCCACCCGCCACCCGCCACCCGCCCCUGGGCCCUGGUUCGAUCUCAAGUCUCAUUCUCAGACUCUCAGUCUCUCACCAUUAAGAACUCAGCCCCCGGCGCGGCGACUCAGCCCACACGCACCACCCCUGACCUGACCAGUCUCUGUUUCGUGCACCCACUGCACAGCUCUGCCUUGAUUUUGCAGCAAUUGAUGCGAUUCUGCAGCUGAUACGAAGUCAAUAUGAAAGAAAUAGUAACUCUACAAAUUGGUGAUUUUGCCAACUUCAUUGGCUCUCACUUCUGGAACUUUCAGGAUGAGUUGCUUGGAUUAGCUGGGGACACUCAUGGUGAUUCAGUUUUCAACAGUCAGGAUCUUAACAUGGACGUGCUUUAUCGUACUGGUGAGACACAGGGCAUCCAUACUUAUACUCCUCGCCUAGUUUCCAUAAACUUGAGAGGAUCCCUUGGAUCUAUGAGUUCAUGUGGUACAUUGUAUAAGGAGGUUGCUCCCACAACAUCAGAUGUUGUGACCUGGACAGGUAGAGUUUCCACCCAAGCCUCUCAGUCUCACCAAAGAAAUUUAUUUCUACAAAGACUUAAUGAAGAAGAGGAAAAUAUGAAUUUGGCAAAUGAGACUAGCAGCACAAACAAUGGUUCUCAGAGUGAGUAUCAGGAUAAGGAUAUAAUUCAAUGUCUAGAAAAUGGCGUUAAGUUUUGGACUGACUACUCAAAAGUACAUUAUCACCCCCAAAGUUUACAUGAAUUAAAUGGAAUUUGGACGGAUGCUGAGGAAUUUGACAAUUAUGGAAUCAGAAGGGAUUCCUUUGCUUGGGCUUCACAAGGGGAAGAAAUUAGUGGCAGGCUUCGUUUUUUUGUUGAAGAGUGUGACAAUAUACAGGGAUUUCAAUUUGUUGUUGAUGACUCUGGUGGUUUCUCUGCUGUGGCUGCUGAAUUUUUAGAGAAUAUUGCAGAUGAAUACCCAAAUACUCCUGUCUUGCUGUAUGCAGUCCAAGGCUCUAGUUCACAUAAAAUUUUGAGCAGGAAGCGUACAAUCUCAGCGGAGCUUCAUGAUGCUGUAUCGUUUUCAAGACUAUCAUCCUUCUGUAAACUUAUUGUACCUGUUGGUCUGCCCACCUUAAGCAAAAGUAAAGCUUCUAAGUUCCUCCACAUUGAUGAUGAGCAGCAUUUCCAUUCAAGUGCAGUUUAUGCUGCAGCCCUACACUCCAUUAGUCUUCCUUUCCGAAUGGUACCAGUAGGGCCUGCUACAGAUGCAUAUUCGGUUUCUGGAGCUGUGGAUUUUCAUGAAGUCAUACAAAUGUUAUCAGGGCACGGAAGGCAGAAUAUGGUGUCAGUUCUUGAUGUUGCUAUGCCCCUACCUGCUUUAACGGGGGAACAGAAUGAAUCGUCUUUGAUAGGGAAUUUGCAUCCAUUGACCCCACAGACAGCAGAGGAUGUUGAGGACAUGCAGGCAAUUGAGCACAUAGCAGUCCAUGGAGCUUUUGCAUCAGAAGGUCGCCGUGCUUCAGUCUGUGAGGUAAAGGAUACAGUAGAUGCUGCUUAUCAACGUGCCAAUACAAGACCAAUGUUCUGCCAUCUAUCAGUUGCUCCUUGUCCCCUGCCAAUUCCCCUGCCUUUUCCAUCAAUCUUCCGGAACCAAGUUGGCCAGCAUGGCGAAUUCAUGGCUGGUCAAAUGUCUAGUACUUCAUCAAAAGGAUCCCUUGACGUCCAUUCCAUUCCCAUGGCUGCCAGAUUACGUUCAACCAGUGCUGUCUUACCACUUCUUGAGAGCAAAUUGCGAAACCUGAAUCGAUUUGGUAUUGCACGAGGAGCAGCUGGGGCAGAGUUGCUUAGAAGUUGGGGUUUUGGAAAGGAAGAAGCGGAGGAAAUGGGAGAGAUAUUAUCUAAAAUGGUUGCGGCUUUGAGUCCUCCUCAGUUCUCUUCCGAUUCAGAUUAGACUGAUAGAAAUCUGAAUGAAGAGGUGGGCUUAGUGGUAAAUGCUUCAGUGGGCCAAGAAGAGAACAGGCCCAAGGUUUGGCAAGUCUAUAGGAGGAAACGGGGCAAGGCUGCUGAGGUGGCAUUGGCUCAACAGAAUUAGGUGUUAGUAUAAAGUAACCAAGGAAAAGGGAAUAAGAUUAUUCUGGAUUGAUAAUUCUGUUAUAGAGAGAGAGUAGCAUCUCCCUCGGAGAGAACGCUCUAGAGCUUCUCUGGGUUGUUAGAGUUUUUCUAACAGCACACCUUAUCACAAUAUCUUCUGUAAUUGUCCACUUCAAUCAAUACAAUUGCAUUUCUAUUCCUUCAUUUCA